This is a messenger RNA of Salvelinus fontinalis (brook trout), 4064 nucleotides long. Its product is annotated as neuronal acetylcholine receptor subunit alpha-7-like. Gene Ontology annotation, cellular component: synapse; postsynaptic membrane; neuron projection. Bases 166 to 1779 code for a protein of 537 amino acids. Lineage: Eukaryota; Metazoa; Chordata; Actinopteri; Salmoniformes; Salmonidae. Gene Ontology annotation, biological process: signal transduction; regulation of membrane potential; nervous system process. The transcript is spliced from 10 exons. The record is from RefSeq and is a predicted model, not a curated record. Gene Ontology annotation, molecular function: acetylcholine-gated monoatomic cation-selective channel activity; transmembrane signaling receptor activity.
GUGGAAAGCCCUCUUAGCAGAGACGAUGCGAACGCUGUCGCGCGCGUCGAACAGACCAAAGGAGCGAAGAGUCACGGAAAAGUGCUCAUAUCCGAGCUGAGCGAGCGAUUUCAAUCUAACCGCCAGUAAAGACUCGCGGGACGUCGGAUUCCUGUGAACACAAGGAUGCGGUGCCGCCAGUUUUUUGGACCGUGUUCGAUUGGGAUCUACCUAUGGAUGGCGGUCCUUUUCAAAGGGUCCCUACAGGGGGAGCACCAGCGCAGACUGUACAAGGAGCUGAUGGCCAACUACAACCGUCUGGAGAGACCAGUGAUCAACGACUCCUCUCCUCUUCUGGUGGAGCUGGGAAUGACUCUGCUGCAGAUCAUAGACGUGGAUGAGAAGAACCAGGUCCUGAUGACCAACGCAUGGUUACAGCUGUACUGGACUGAUGUGUACCUGAGCUGGAAUCCAGAGAACUACCCCGGGGUUCAGAACCUACGUUUCCCCUCCAGCCAGAUCUGGACCCCUGACAUCCUCCUCUACAACAGUGCUGAUGAGAGAUUUGAUGCCACCUUCCACACCAACGUGCUGGUGAAUGCGUCGGGUUACUGCCAGUACAUCCCCCCGGGCAUCCUGAAGAGUACCUGCUAUAUCGACGUACGCUGGUUCCCCUUCGACGUCCAGAAGUGUGACCUGAAGUUUGGCUCGUGGACCCACAACGGCUGGCUGCUGGACCUGCAGAUGCUGGACGUGGACACGUCUACCUACAUACCCAAUGGAGAGUGGGACCUCGUGGGAGUCCCUGCCAAGCGUAAUGAGCUGUACUAUGACUGCUGUAAGGAGCCCUACCCUGACGUCACCUUCACCGUCACCAUGCGAAGACGAACCCUAUACUACGGUCUCAACCUGCUCAUCCCCUGUGUCCUCAUCUCUGGCCUGGCCCUGCUGGUCUUUCUGCUGCCCGCCGACUCCGGAGAGAAGAUCUCCCUGGGUAUCACGGUCUUGCUCUCUCUAACAGUCUUCAUGCUACUGGUUGCUGAGAUCAUGCCCGCCACCUCAGACUCUGUGCCUCUCAUCGCUCAGUACUUUGCCAGUACAAUGAUGAUAGUGGGUCUGUCUGUGGUGGUGACUGUUCUGGUCUUGCAGUUCCAUCACCACGACCCACAGGGCGGCAAGAUGCCCAGAUGGGUCAGGGUGGUGCUGUUGAACUGGUGUGCAUGGUUUCUGCGAAUGAAACAGCCAGGUGAGGAGCGCAAACCCGCUGGCUACCAGUACCGCCACCCUCCCCAGCAACAUUCCAGCGCCAGCUCCAUCGAGAUGGGACCUAUGGGCACCGUGAUGGGCCUCACCCCGCCCCUCUCCCAGGCCCCCUGCUCCACUGGCACUUCCAACGGCAGCAUGGGCCUCUACUUCAGCUACAACGCGGCGGAGAGCCCCCGCUGUCCCAGCGACUCAGGCGUGGCGUCGGGGGGACUGGCCCAAGGGACCCCCUGCGAGGAGGCUGAGCCCCCAGGGGGAGGUGCUGGAAGAGGGAGAGGAGGUGGUGGAGGAGGAGGGUUGAUCUUUACUCCUCCAGAAGUCUUUCAGAUCCUGGAGGAGGUGUCGUAUAUCGCCCAGCGCUUCAGGGACCAGGAUGAGGAAGUGGCGAUCUGCAGCCAGUGGAAGUUUGCUGCUGCCGUGGUGGACAGGCUGUGUCUGGUGGCCUUCACUCUCUUCUCCAUCAUCGGCACCUUCACCAUCCUCAUGUCUGCUCCCAACUUCUUGGAGGCCGUGACCAAGGACUAUCUAAAGAAAUAGUGUCAAUAUAUUAAACCGUAUAGGCCAGUUUCCCCAGACACAGAUUAAGCCUAGGCCUGGACUAAGAACCACUUUCAAUGGAGAAUCUCCAUUCAGCUUUGUAGUACAGGACUAGGCCAAUGCUCUGUAUGGAAAACAAGCCUUACAUGUUCUAUCCAGAUUACUCUGGAGUAUAUUUGAGAAAAUCAAUUUGAAUGUAAAUAGAUGUACACUGAACAUCAAUGCAAGGGUUCUCCAUAGUCCCUCUCCUCUGCUUAGAUCCAGCUUAACUGAGGUUGUUCCUGUUUGUUGCCAUGCCAUCCAGAUAUCUCAUUGUAAUAUCUACUCGACCUUUGAACUUUGGAUUACUGGACAUGCAUUCUACGACAUGUAGAACUUUACUGGACAUUCUGGACUUUGUGACAUUAUGUAGCAUUGUUAAAGUAACUGUGUAAAUACAGAGAUGUUUCACUGUGACUAUGACCUUCUUAUCGUAUUCUAACCAUUUUACUUUCACCAUAUUAUAAGUUUGCGUACUGUACAUACACACCGUUUACUUUUUGCUUGGCGAUUCUAAAUAGCAGCUAACUUUGUCACGGGUGUAGAAGUAGUUAGGUGUUCUCUAGGUCCACAAAUGACGUCAUUAACUCCGACAUUGACUGUGCCACUCUGUGAUAACAGUGAAUGAUUUGUGACGUCAUGGUGUAAGACUCACAUGUACAUUAGAAGCUCGACCUUCAACAACCUGCAACAACAGGAGCUAUGGAAACAAACCACUGGACAACGACAUGACCAUGCGACUAUCAGUGGAUACUGAACUACUGCACCGGCUACUAGACGGAAGAAACUCCUGCUGAGAUGGAGGCUGCCCUAAUAUAAAAGGGUGGCGGGUAGCCUAGCAGUUAAGAGUGUUGGGCCAGUAACCGAAAGGUUGCUGGUUCGAAUCCCCGAGCCGACUAGGUGAAACAUCUGUCGAUGUUCCCUCUGGAUAAGAGCGUCUGUUAAAUGACUAAAAUGUAGUAUGUACACCGUAAUUCCCCCAUAAUCAGACAACUACAAUAGAUCCACGUAGUAUUAGUAAUUACAAUCAGUUGAUAUGACAUGUGUUGAAUAUAGGGGAAUGAAUAUAGUGGUGUUACAUUAACAUGGAGGAUGUCUGUCUCUCGUGAUUACCUCUGACCACAUAAAGGUAGAGGUUACUAUGACUAAAGAUCACAGGGGCGGAUACUUCCUGUUUUUAUUGAUUGAAACAAACUCAGAUGUCAUGUUUUGUUUUAAUGUGGUAUUAUUAUCCAUAAAGACCAUGGUAUGUGAAAGCUCUCAGGGCAGAUAGUUACGUUCAAUGACUUAUCGACUGCCUGUCAUGUCAGAGAGUGAGUCCGUGCAUCUAUCUUUUUCUAUGAAUAACCAUUGUUACUGUGUACUGAACAUAUUCCCCCCACCCCACAGUCAGUCUUCCUCUGUUGUAUCGGUUGUCACACUGCUGUCCUUCUCUUCCUGUGAUUUCGUUGCACUUCCCUAAUAAACCUCCCAUGUAGCCUAAGAAAAGGUCAACCUGGACUAUCCAUAUGGGCAUGAAUGGGACAGGAGAGGGUCUGACUGGGUGUAUAUGUGACCGACCGCCUUGAUUCGGUCUUAUGUAGCACAAUUUGAAACUGUUUUUUUUUAAACAUUUGAUAAAAGCAGAGACUCAGAGCUACAAAAUGGUAUGUCAUACACUGCAUUUGAGGAACAAUGGGAAAGUAAUUCUGCUUUGAAAGUUGACAAGCUUGUAACCUCCCUUUUGAGAAAAUGGCCUUUGAAUGUUUUGGUACCUACUGGAGAGCUCUUCUUUGUCUACACCCAUUCAUCAUCGUUCACACCCUCUCAAGCUUUAGCCACACUCAUCUCUUUAAUGGUUGAUCCGAGUGUUCUGUCCUAACACCAACAGUCAAGCUAUCAAGCUAACUGGCUAACGUUGGCUGGCUUGCUAGGUACUUCCAGACACAAAUGAGAGAACUGCUCGCCCUUUCAGAGCUGGUUAGGCUGUUUUUAUGUUAUCCAGAGCGUUGAUGAAAGCAACUGUGUUGCUGGCAACAAUUUACGCUUUUUUGCCAAUGUUUACUGACACCGGCCAUAUUAAACGGGUGUUGAGCGUUCGUAAAUUCAUCAGUUAUUCUGCGAUCUGGCACACAGAUGAGAGUGCUCUGAAAUCGGAGUAGAUAGCCAGAGCGAAUUUUCCAGAUACGUUUAUCAACAGUUGUCGCAGUGACAUUCUAUUGAAAUAUUUACUUGCAUAGUGGAGUCUUUUGUUAAGACAUGUAGCU